Micromonas commoda is the source of this 2379-nucleotide messenger RNA. RefSeq lists its product with no specific name. Gene Ontology annotation, cellular component: nuclear pore cytoplasmic filaments; nuclear pore. The transcript has a single exon. Gene Ontology annotation, molecular function: metal ion binding; structural constituent of nuclear pore. NCBI's taxonomy places the organism in Eukaryota, Viridiplantae, Chlorophyta, Mamiellophyceae, Mamiellales, Mamiellaceae. The coding region runs from base 1 to 2379 and encodes 792 amino acids. Gene Ontology annotation, biological process: post-transcriptional tethering of RNA polymerase II gene DNA at nuclear periphery; protein import into nucleus; RNA export from nucleus. The record is from RefSeq and is a predicted model, not a curated record.
AUGGCGUUCGGAGGUGCACCCGCGUUCGGCGCGACCGUGAACGCUAAUCCCUUCGGCGGAUCCGGAUCGUUCGGUCCAGCCGCCACCUCGGCACCAUUCGGCGGGGUGCAGGCAUCGCCGACGGGGGGGUUUCCCGGGCAAACGGGCGGGGCGCCCGCGUUCGGCAGUUCGGCGUUCGGCCGGCCCAUCAACUCCACGCCGGGUGUAUCGGGCUCCAUGCAGGCUCCGGGUAUGUGGAACUCGACGUCAAACUUGGCGGCAUCGUCGUUUGGUACCACGCAGACAACGACGCAGCCUGUGCAGAAUGCGUGCUCGCACUGGAACGAAGGGAGGUGUCGCUUCGGCACGCGCUGCCGCCAGAGGCACGUGUGCGCAAAUUGUGGUUCGUCCGCGCACACAUCUCGCCAGUGCUCUUCCGCGGGGGCUGCCACCAACUCCACCGCAGAGUAUCGCCCGUCGAGGAUCGUGGAGCGAAACAACAACGGAUCCACGACACACGGAACCAUUCAUCACGUGGAGGCCAUGCCCGAGCACCGCGGUUCAUCCGCCGAGCAAAUCCGUCAUGAAGCCCGAAGCAGCAACAACAACUUCAACUCCCCGGUCGCAUCCACCGCCAUCAACAACAACACGAUGUUCAACAACAACAACAACAACAACAGCAACACGAUGUUCGGCGGCAACAACAACAACAACAACACGAAUUUGUUCGGCGGCAACAACAACACCUCCGGCACGAAUUUGUUCGGCAACAACACCAACACCAACACGUUGGGUUCCACGCCGACGAGUUGGCCGGGAACGACCACGACGCCGCUCGUGUCGACACCCACUCCGGGACCCAACCCCUUCGGCCCGACCCCCGCGACGAACGCGUCUUCGCCGUGGCCCGCGCCCCAGCCGUCCACGCCGGGCGGCAGCUUCGCCUUCAACCCCCAGGCGCAGACGACGCCCGCGCCUGCUCCCGCCGCGCCGGCGAGUCAGAACAUGUUCUCGUUCCCCCAGGCGCAAACCGGGGCCCCGGCUACCGGCGCGAACCCGUUCAGCUUCACGCCGACGACCGCGGCGGCGACCUCGCCGACGUCGGCCUUCACCAUGUCGCAGCCGGCGGCUCAACCGGCGAAUUCAUUAUUCACCGGGCUGCAGCAGCCGGCCACGACGACGCCUGCGGCGAGUCCGCUGUCGUCGUCGCUCGGUAUGUUCAACCCUCAGUCUGCUCCAGCGCCGGCAUUCACCGGUCUGACUCGGCCGGCGGUGACGCAACCGGCGACCAGUCAGCCAUUCUCGUUGACGACGCCGGCGUUCUCGUUGACGCCGCCGGCCCAAAGUUCGCCGCUCGCGUCGCUCGGGGGUUUAGGGACUGGGGCGGCGCAGAACGCGUCGCAGGGAUCGUUGUUUGGGGGUCUCAGACCCCCCGUCGGGGGCGGCACCAUCCCGCAGAUUCAAACUCCCUCGCCCGCGCCGACGCUCUUUCCGAGUUCGACGUCGUUCCCGAGCUCGUCGCUCUUUCCGAGCGCGACCAACCCGUCGCAGGCGACGACGUAUUCGAACGGCCUCGUACCGGCCGCCAACGCUGCUCUGGCGCCGCCCAAGGUCAACUCGUCGCCCUACGGCAAACCGCUCGAAUCGUCGAAGAUCAUCUCCGCGAGUCGCGAGGUUGUUUCUGGGGUGUCCAACGCGUCUCCCGCCUCCACGAUCGGCGCGAUGGGCAAGGGUGGCUCUCAGCUCUCCGCGUGGGCGACGAGCUCUCCGCGCCGCGUUUACAUGAGCCGAGCGCCGCUUCCGGCUCCGUCUCGCAUAUCGCUCAGACCCAGGGGAAGCCCCGUUCGUCGCGAGGAGUGGAUGCUCCAACCCGCGUCAAAGCCGAGGGAGCUCAUCAUCCGCGCGGAGACUUUCGAAACACCGAUGGGGGGGGAGACGUCGCCGGCUGUCCUGUCGAUCGCGGAGAAGGACGAGUUCGUCGAACCCGCCUUCAUCCUGACGGAGAGCGCAAAGAACGACGGGUACUCGUGCGAAUUCGAAGUUGAAGGCAAAAAGCUGAGAGACUUCCGCGUGACCCGCCGAGGGUUCGGAUCAGUCAGGUGGCUUCAACCCGUGGAUGCGACCCACCUGAACGGCAUCGAUGUCGCUCGUGUCGUUCGAAUCGAGCGUGGGGCGGUGUACAUGUACGACGAAGCGUCCGGCGUGUCGGCGCCGAGAUCGGGCGAGGGGCUCAAGACCAGGGCGGAGGUGACCCUGCUGCGUUGCACUUCAAAGAAGGACACGGAGGAAUCCAGAAAGAAGUUCGAGGCCAAGGUGGUGCAGCAGACCAGGCGAAUGGGCGCCGAGCUGUUGGAAUAUAACAUCGACACGGGCACGUGGCGCUUCGUGAUCGAUAUGUGA